UAGAGCUCUAAGACUCCAGCAGAGAUGAAGGAGUUACCCGCAUUGCAGGAGUCUUCUGAUGCAGUCAAGUUAGGUGCAGGUCUCGAGCUGUGUCAUCAUACAGCUGAAGACUGCAGGCAGAUGGAGCAUUCCUUGCCUAGUUGUGUCAUGGAAGCUGUGAAGAUUGAGCCUCGUGAUGAGCUGCAAUCAAACUGUGACUCAGGGCUCCCAGCUGGCUUCCUUGAAGUGGAGAAAGAGGAACCUUUCUUCAUGGAAGAAGACAGUGCUACAGUUGCUGACUUCAAACCGUUCCAAAUUCCAUUCCUGGGCUUGGAUUCUCUCAAGGCAGAGCCUGUCGAGGCUGGGGCAUCUCCAUCCAUCCCCCAGGCUCCUCCUGCAAACCAAGAACUCCCAACAAGGGCAGGAAUCUUUACCGCUGUUCAAAAAGCCUCUGAGACUGCCUGCUUAGCCUCUACUUCUCUGGAGGUGCACAAUUGUGGUGCUUCAAUGGCUCUUCCGCCUUCAGAAACUUCAACUUCCAAGGGCAAGAGUCAAACAAAUGAAAUUAAAAUCUCAUCCACUGAACAAGAAGCUGGUGAAGCUCGCUCGCCUAAUAAUGGCCGCCUUCCUCCUACUCCUGCACCAUCAGUAAAUUGUAACGUUCUCAGCUACAAUGGAACGAGAACUGUCCCUGCAACGCGAGAGGCUUCUUCUAAGGCGAAAGAGGCGCACAAUUCUGUGGAUUUCAAACGUUCAAAGCAUCUGUGCGUCAAAUUAAAAAAAUGCAGUGUACUAUUGAAACGCAUUCAUGUUUCUGAAAAUUACAAAUACGUUUGCGAUGAAGAAAAUGAAAAUAAUAUUUGCUCAGAAGAAAUAGCAUUUCAAGAGCCUCAUCCUGAUCAUGGGAGCGAAGAUUCAGAGCGACCUAAAAUGCACAGUGAAAACGUGGGCAGAAGUGGAGGACCAUAUUCAAGUGAAGAAAAUAAAUUAAACUUUUCUAAAAAUACUGAUAGUCUGCGAAGGACAUCCCUCAAUCGUUCUAAGCUUCUAAAUGCUUCUAUGAAGGAGGCAAUUUCUUCCACAACCUCCCACGUACGUCGUAACAAAGAGAAGACUCUCAAGUGUCAUGUCUGUGACGCAGCUUUCCGCCUUAAAUGUGAUCUUGACCGACAUAUCAACGCAGUUCAUCUUAAAUUGAGGCCCCACAAGUGCUCUAAGUGCGAUUAUGCCUCCAGUCAGGUUUCUCAUUUAAAAACCCAUUUAAACACAGCGCAUGCACUGCAGAAGAAAUUCAAGUGCACAGUUUGUCGCAUCAAUUUUUCCUCUCCUGUGUUGCUACAGCGUCACGUCUCUAAUGCCCAUUCUGGUGCUUGCAAUUUCCAAUUGGAUAACCAUUUCGCCGACGCCAAUUUAAUAGUGAAACCUUACAAGUGUGCUGACUGUAGCUAUGCUGCCACUUCCAAGGGCACCCUCAACAACCACAUAAAAGCUGUGCAUCUGAAGUUAAAACCACACAAAUGCGCUCACUGUGCUUAUGCUGCCGCAACUAAAACACGUCUUCGUGACCACAUUACAGUUGUGCAUCAGAAACUCAGGCACUACAAAUGUCCUGAAUGUGCCUACGCUGCCGCCGUGAAGAGUAGCCUUACGCUCCAUAUAAAAGCCGUUCACUCGAAACUAAAGCCUUUUAAAUGUGAUGAGUGUGACAGCUACUUUUCUAUCAAAAGUAAUUUAAAAACUCACAUUUCCAGGGUGCACCUCAAAGACAGACCGCACGCGUGCCCGCACUGUUCCUAUUCCGUGUGUUCCAAAGCAGGACUAGCUACGCAUGUUGCUAGCGUUCACUUGAAGCUGAAGCCUCACAAGUGCCCUCAAUGUGACUACACUUGCAGCACUAAAGGGCAUCUUGAUUAUCAUGUUAAUAGUGUUCAUUUAAAAUUACGACAUCACAAGUGCCAGACAUGCAAGCGCGGGUUCUACCAGAAAAAUAAGCUAGAACAGCACAUGAAAUCGGUGCACAUGAAUUUGAGGGAACACAAAUGUUCGCAGUGUGAUUACGCUGCAAGUUAUCGCGGGGAUCUCAAGAAACAUGUUGAUGCGGUGCAUCUGAAAAUAAGGAAACACAAGUGCGGAGUUUGUGAGUACAGCGCCACUAGCAAGUCUAAGCUCAUAAGCCAUGUUGCUCGUAAACACUGAAAAUCAAUUGGCUUAUCACACAGAGUAUAUAGAAAUGUUCUGAGUGCAAAUUUUCUACGAUUUUCCGAGGUCACCUUAUGAUGCACAGGGAUGUUCCUCAUCUGAAACUGCUUAAAUGUUCUUACUGUUAUUUUGCCUCAAAUUAUCGUGGGAAUAUGAAGCAACGUGUGGAUGCGGUGCACCUGAAAGUAAAGAAUCACAAGUGCGAAGUUUGUCAAUACCGCGCCGCUCGGAAAUCCCAUCUUGUGAAGCAUGUCUCCACCAAACAUUGAAAAUCAGUAAUCUUCCCUCUUUGAUUAUUGCUGGAGAAUCUCGCUUUUAUUUCCUCGCUAUAAGAUGUUCAUUUCUCUCAGCUACAUUAUCAAAAUAAUAUUUUGUAUUAUAUAACGGUUAUGAUACUAUUAUACGCUAUAUUUCACCUUGUUUAACGUUGUAUUGUACCGUGGUUAACGUUAUAUUUUACCUUGGUCAACGUUAUAUUUUAGCUUGAUUAGCGUUAUAUUGGUAGAUGGAAGCGAACAGGAAUAUUAAUCCUCUAACUAUUAAGUUUCACUAACCCCCUAAGUUUAGUUUCUCCAUUCGGGGCUCAGCACUUACCGUUAAAAUUUGUUAUUACUCAUCUGUCCUCAAUUGAUGGCGUGCCAAA
This is a messenger RNA of Hyalella azteca, 2821 nucleotides long. RefSeq names its product zinc finger protein 724-like. Bases 25 to 2175 code for a protein of 716 amino acids. The record is from RefSeq and is a predicted model, not a curated record. The transcript is spliced from 4 exons. Lineage: Eukaryota; Metazoa; Arthropoda; Malacostraca; Amphipoda; Hyalellidae.